Molecule: messenger RNA, 1102 nt
Organism: Centruroides sculpturatus (bark scorpion)
Lineage: Eukaryota; Metazoa; Arthropoda; Arachnida; Scorpiones; Buthidae
Product: protein FAM192A-like
Exons: 7
Coding region: 161-1039 (292 amino acids)
Cellular component (GO): nucleus
Source: RefSeq, a predicted model, not a curated record
CGCCACCCAUCACCACGAUGGCAGUCCAUGCCGAAGACGAAUAACUAAUCCAUUUCAUUCAAUCUGCAUUUUAUUAUUUUUCUCGAGAUAUUGCGUAGAUUUUAAUAGAAUUUCAUCCUCGAGACGUUGUAUUUUGAAACAGUAUUUCAAACUCUGAAUUAUGACUUCCGACAACAGCGGUACAUCCAAAUUUAAAUCGUUUGUUUCCGAAACAGAACUCGAAGAAAGAAGAAAGAGGCGUCAGGAAGAAUGGGAGAAAGUGCGAAGGCCCGAUCAACCUUUAUUAUGUCCCGAAGAAGAAUAUGAUCCUAAAUCUUUAUACGAACGCUUGCAAGAACAGAAAGACAAGAAACAAGCAGAAUACGAAGAAGCACAUCGUUUAAAGAAUCUGAUAAGAGGACUCGAUGAUGAUGAAGUGGCAUUUCUCGAAUUAGUAGAUAAAACAAAAAUGGAGAUUGAAUCAAAACGUUUAAAAGAAGAUAUGAAAGAAAUUCAGGAAUAUCGAAAAGCUGUCGCCAGUUUAUCAGAUGAAGCCGAAAGUACAAAGUUAAAAGAGAUCAAGAAGUUAGUCAGCGGCCAGAGCAGUUCUGGAUCUUCAAAAAGACAAACAGAUCUUUCAAAAGCCAUAAAAAGAAAAGGCACCGAGAAUGCUUCUCAAGCAAAAAAAUUAAAGACAGACGAAACAGAGCAAAAAGAUGAAAAAGAUGUUACUCCAGAGCAAACUACAAGUAGCACAAAAGAUGCCGAUAGUUCUACGGUAGAAGACGCCACGGAGAGUUCGUUUAAUACCAGAAACGAAGAAAACGCAGAGGAAUCGGUAGCUUCCAAACCAAAUAACGGAUACAAUACCAAACCAACCGAACAGUACACAAUCACGUCCAGUUUACGGAGUAUCGGAAUUCUGCCGGGUCUGGGCGCAUACUCAGAUUCGAGCGACUCCGACAAAUCAUCAAGCAGCGACAUCGAUCAGGACAACGUCUGUUACGAUCUCGUCGGCCGCCGAUUACUUCGAAGUUCGAGAUCGCACAAUCACUCUUAAUUCUAUAUAGCAUUUACAUUGUAAACAAAUCUCGAUAGUAAAUUAAACGUUUUAAAAAAUAUA